Molecule: messenger RNA, 4488 nt
Organism: Galleria mellonella (greater wax moth)
Lineage: Eukaryota; Metazoa; Arthropoda; Insecta; Lepidoptera; Pyralidae
Product: arginine/serine-rich coiled-coil protein 2
Exons: 12
Coding region: 142-1491 (449 amino acids)
Source: RefSeq, a predicted model, not a curated record
CUGAGUUGGUAACACUUCAGAAUCCGCCAUAUUGAUUAUCGUUUACUCAUUAUUUUGAUGUUGUUUGAAUUAAAUUUGUAAUUAUUAAUUUUUACGGCAAUUUUAUCUCAUUUAAAUUGCUCUUCUUUAUUGUAUAAAAUAAUGGAUUCUCUUAUUGGAUAUGGUAGCGAUGAUGACAAUGAGUCUGAACGACUUGGAAGCCAUCACGUCUCGGUGGGCGGUGUGUCCGGUGGGCCGGCGCGGCGGCGCGACGACGACACCAACUACGAUGACGUCAACAUGGACAUGAGCGAGGAUUCGCAGGCAGAGUCGGAGCCCGAGCUGCCGCCCGCCGAGCCGCACAACUCGUCGCGGCGCUCGUCACGCGAUGACAGGAGGGGCUCAGACGACAGCCGUGAUCGUGACGGCGAUCGUAAGGACCGCCGCCGUGAGUCUCCCGGUCGGACGCGGCCCGACCGCGACCGCGGCGACCGCCGCGAGCCACGCAGGGAUGAUAAGUACAGAGCGGAGCGAGACCGUGGCCGGCACGACAGCGCGGCGCGCCGCGGCCUGCUCGGCGACAGACCCGACGACAAGCACACAGACGGAAAGCCACCGGCGCUUAUGGAUUUAAAACCGUUUGGCGGGGAGCCGCCGCCGGGUUUCGACCAGCGGCGCUCGCAGGACGCAAGAGACGCCGUGUCGCCAAGGUUCGUAGACCGCGACCGUCGUGACCGCGAGAAGGGAGAGCGUAUCGACAGAAGCGACAGGGGGGAACGUGGCGACAGGAGUGAUAGGGGGGAGCGCAACGACAGAGGCGACAGGGGGGAGCGUGACCGCGACCGACACGGCCGCCGCUCCGAAGAAAGGAAAAGUUCACACCGUCGCCGCGAGCGGUCACGGUCGCGGUCGCGGUCGCGGUCACGCGGCGCCGCCUUCCCACCACCCACCACACAUACGUCUACCUCUGGCGAAAGACGUGGUUCCCCGCCUUCUGGAGAUUACAGACCGUCAUCUUAUAAAGUUAAUAAAAAAUUAGAAGUCAUGGAGAAAAUGGGGCUGCAGAUCAAGACCCCGGACGGGUCGAUGGCGACGGCGCAGCAGCUGCGGGCCGCGGCCGCGCCCACCCACCCGCUAGGCCACCACUCGCACCACUCGCUGCCCUCCUACUACAAUCCCAGCGCCGUCAACACUACCAAGAUACUCGACCAGGUCCAGAAACGCAAGUUGCUAUGGUCUAACAAGAAUAAGAGUGAAGCGGAGGAGGCGGCCAAGUGGAGCGGCACGCGGUUCGCGCAGGACAGCGACGGCAAGCAGGUGUCCAAGUUCAUGCGGCUCAUGGGCAUCAAGGAGCCAUCUGCAGUAAAACCCGAGAACCCGGAGCCGUCGGCGGACCCGAUCAAGAAGCAAGAGGAGCUGUUCCAAGCGAUGCAAGCGCAGUAUGAAGUGGCGCGUGCCACCACGCACACCAUGCGCGGCGUCGGGCUCGGCUUCCAGCGCGGCCAGUACUAGCCUCGCCAUCACCCGGCUUACCGGCCCUCGUGGACUACGCUCGACACUGCGAAUAGGGAGCCCUGCCUAACAAUUAACCUCGUAAUGGAAGGGUUACUAUCUCGUCUGAAAAAUUAACAUUCGGUACAUAGCAAUACGUUACAGUGUUGCCAGCUUGACGUAAGAUUUCCGAUCUUCUGAAUUGAACACAGUGGGCUAGAUUGGUAUAAAAUUUUGAAAAUGUAACUCUUUUGCUGUCUGCCUACUUUUUGGAAUUUUGGAUAUACUCACGAUAGUAAGUUUAAUGGGAAUGUAUUUGUACAAAAUUAUAAAUAAUUAAAUAUUAAAAAAAAAAGCUAUAUAAAAACAUUAAUUAAUCUUAAACAUGUCUCAAAGCCCCUGUUAACAUUUUUUGGUCAUGUUCAAGCCGGAUUUUCACAUUAUAAUGCCUGUCUCGAUUCCUUGCCAGUUCAAUCUAGGUCUGUUUAAAUAUAUUUAUGUAAGAAACAAUGUAUGUAUUCAUAUCUGUGCAGUCUGCUUCCGAUCCAGUCACUAUCAAUUUCAAACUGCUACCAUACCGAGGUUUUACUUACCAUACCGAGAUUAUAUUGCGAAAAAACCGAGACCGACAUUAUUGUGUGGACCCAGCGUUAUUGUAUUCGAUAUAUAUAUCUUUCGUAACAUCAAAGCAAGUAGUAUAUAGUAACGGCAUACUUGUUUUUUAUAUAAGUUAAAAUACUAGGGACAUUUAUCCCAGGAAUACUUUCAGAUUGUAAUAUAUUCAAACUAUUUCGAACAUCAAGCCUCACAUAGUCUAGGGCUAUGUUUAAAAAAUAUAUACAUAUUUUGUUAGGAUCUGUGGUUCAUUCCGAUACCAUAGAAUUCUUAUUAUGGUGAAAGUACCAUAAAACUAAGCAGUAUUGGCUUUAAUUAAGAAUUUUUUACUAGUAAAUAUUUAUGUGAUUGUUGAAAUACAUUGAAACAUGAAUUAAUGGCGUUUGCCAUUUAAAAACAUGACAUUGGUACGUUCUAAAUUUAAAUAAUUACAAACUCUUGCUAGGUUAUAAAAUACUUUGAACUUGGUGUAAAUUAAAAAAAUAUAUAAACAUGCAUGACAGGCAACAAACUAUUAUUGUCCUUGUAACAUAACGACUUUCGAGUUUUUUUUUCCAAGUAUUAAUAUAAAAAAUAACGCAUGUACUCGUAUAGUCUUGUUGUAAAUUAAAGUAUACAUCUAGAAAAACGUAUGAUUUGGUGAGAACGCCAUGUUAAAAUAUUAUUUUAGUGUUCUCUCAAAUAUUUGAAUUCCAUUGUUCGAUGUCUGUCAUGAUUGUAAGUCAUUAUUAUAUGUAAUAAUGUGGGAAUUUUGUAAACUUCUAUGUUAGUUCAUCAAAUUUCCUUUAUACGUAUAAUUAUGUAUAUAGAUAAAAUAAAAACUCCUUAUUUCUAAAAAUGUCAAACCAUACAUAAACAUAUUUUACCUAUUCAAGUGUUUUGUCUCGUUCUUUUGUAUUAAUUUCUCAAUUUAAAAGAUAGUGUAAUAGAUAAAAUAGGUUUGUACGCCGUUUUAGUUUUCAUAAAUAAGGGGAUAAGUCGUUAUUGUAAAUAUAAUUAAAAAAAAGUUACUCUAUUUUAUAUUUUGCGUACUGAAAGUUUAUACUUUCGGUCAAACGUAAUGAUUUACUACAUACAUGUUUCACCGUGACCGCCUGUUGGGUGGUAAUGCGUGGAUUUAUUUUGUAUUUAUAACUUGCACAUUGGCACCUUCCUUAGUGUAAGUAGAAUCAAGAAAUUUUAUUUUAAAAUUGUAUUUUCAUUAUAUAUUGUAAUGUAUGUCACGAAAUCUUACAAUGGAGUCGGUUCUGAGGCCCUAUUUCUUUAGACUUGUUUGAAAUUAAAAUAAAUUUGAUGUCAUAGCGAAAUCUUUAAUGUAUGAACCAAAAUGAACUCAUUAUGUACUAGAUUUAAAUCAAAAUUAUAGUAAUUUUAGUUUAUGUUGGUUCAUAUAACAGUAAUUUAAAAAAAAAAUAUGAAAUUAAAGUAUUAUGUUAAGACAUCUUACAAUCGGUCCCAUUGUUUUUCUUCUUAGUCGUGUUUUUUUUUCUAAAUUAUUUAUUUAAAAAUAAAAUUGACAAAAUUAUCUUACUAAUUGUAAGAUUAUUUUGUCUAUUUUAUUUCAUAAAAAUAUAAAAGUCAGUCACCUUAUAUAUCUAUUUUAGAUAUCGAAGUUUGUCCUUUACGCUCAAAUCCCAGUUUGAAAGAAAGUGACAAAAAAAUAACAAAUAGUGUUAUAAAUCUGUAAUAAAAAGUAUAUAUACUAAAUUGAACAUUAAUAAAAUGGUUUGGAAUAAAUUAUGAAUAAGAGGCUGGUCUAGCUAUUUAUUUUAUGGACUGUUAUAAAAAAAAUAUAACGCGUCACUAAAUUCAUUGUCGAUGGAAAUUCAUGCCAAGAGUGUUUUAUAAAUAUGCCUAGUAAAAUAUCUUUAUCUCAGCCAUUAUCUGGCCGUAUUCUUUAUCCAUGAACAAUUACUAAACAGUUUAUGUAAUGGUGUAUAAAUAUGUCUAAAUUUCGUAUUGAUUUGUAAAUUAUAAUGAAUACAAGGUUAUAAUACAUAUUUUCGAUAAUAUAUUAUGAGAUAUGAGUUGCCAUAUUCAAAUUAGUAAUUUAGUUGACAGGCGAUUUAUUCAGCAUUUAAUAAAAUAUAAUAGAAAUAAAAUAGACCACUAUUUUGAACGAGUAAAAUAUUUUUUAAUAAGUUUACCGCCAUUUGACUAAAUUACCAAAGCGAUCCAAACUGUACAUACUCGUGUACUGCUGUAUUACAAAGGUGCCUUUGUGUAAUUCUGCAAGCUGUGUGUGAUAUAACUAGCAGUAGAAAUAAUAUAAACAUGGCAAUUAUUGUGAGUAGAAUUUUUAACAUUAUUAUGUUUGUUUGUAUCGAUAGUUACUGUAUUACAACUCGCAAUGAUUAUCAUUUUUAUCAAUUAGUUAUUUAAUUAAUAAAAACUAUAAAAGAU